AUGCAUCACCCUAGCAUGCUCCCCAAAGUGGACCACUGCCAAGAGAUCCUUAAAUACCAGUUCAAAGAUCGCGACCUCUGCUGGGAAGCGCUCCAGAUGGCUGGAAGUGGCGUGAGAAGCGCUGGUUCACGAUCAAUUCCGAAUGGCAACAAACGGUUGGCCAUCGUUGGCGACUUCGUUCUUGAUCUGAUACUCUCCAAAGAUUGGUACGAUAGUGGUGCGCUGGAAGGAACCUGGGACAACAUCCGGCAGUCUGUCGUGUCCAAUGCAAUGUUGGGAAGGGUGGGAACGAGUAGCGAUCUUGUGAAGUGCAUAGAGCUUCCGAACGGGCAGAAACAGGCUUCGUCCAAGAUGAUGGCCACCACUGUUGAGGCGGUCAUUGGUGCCGUCUAUCUGGAUGCAGGACCAACGGGACUUGCUGCCGCCGGGAACGUUAUGCAGGAACUUGGUAUUGAGCAUGGGGGGCAUGCUAUCUGA
Endocarpon pusillum Z07020 is the source of this 477-nucleotide messenger RNA. RefSeq lists its product as uncharacterized. The transcript is spliced from 2 exons. The record is from RefSeq and is a predicted model, not a curated record. Gene Ontology annotation, biological process: RNA processing. Lineage: Eukaryota; Fungi; Ascomycota; Eurotiomycetes; Verrucariales; Verrucariaceae. Bases 1 to 477 code for a protein of 158 amino acids. Gene Ontology annotation, molecular function: ribonuclease III activity.